Messenger RNA from Sorex fumeus (smoky shrew), 717 nucleotides. RefSeq names its product ring finger protein 183 (gene RNF183). The record is from RefSeq and is a predicted model, not a curated record. Gene Ontology annotation, biological process: protein ubiquitination. NCBI's taxonomy places the organism in Eukaryota, Metazoa, Chordata, Mammalia, Eulipotyphla, Soricidae. Gene Ontology annotation, molecular function: ubiquitin protein ligase activity. Bases 136 to 717 code for a protein of 193 amino acids. The transcript is spliced from 2 exons.
AGGUUCCCCAGGCUGGGCAGCUUCAGGAGCCAGAGAGACAGGAGCCUCGGGCCCUCCAGGGCGAUCUCCCUGACCAUCCCUCAAAGCCAAGGGCAGAACGGUUUCCCGCCAGACCCCUCAGGGCUCAGGGUGAGGAUGGCCGAGCCGCAGGGCCGGGAGCCGGAGGCCGAGUGCCCCGUGUGCUGGAACCCCUUCAACAACACCUUCCACACCCCCAAAGUGCUGGACUGCUGCCACUCCUUCUGCGUGGAAUGCCUGGCCCACAUCAGCCUGGUGGCCCCGGCCCAGCGCCGGCUCCUCUGCCCGCUCUGCCGCCAGCCCACGGUGCUGGCCUCGGGCCAGCCGGUCACCGACCUGCCCACGGACACCGCCAUGCUCACGCUGCUCCGCCUGGAGCCCCACCAUGUCAUCCUGGAAGGCCGGCAGCUGUGCCUCAAAGACCAGCCCAAGAGCCGCUACUUCCUGCGUCAGCCCCGGGUCUACACGCUGGACCUGGGCCCCGAGCCCGGGAGCCAGACGGGACCCCCGCCGCCAGCCACCACCCCCGUGGCCAGGUCCAGGCCCCGGCCCAUCCCCAGCCACUACUCUCUGAGGGAGUGUUUCCGCAACCCUCAGUUUCGGAUCUUUGCCUACCUGAUGGCCGUUAUCCUCAGCGUCACGCUCUUGCUCAUUUUAUCCAUCUUCUGGACCAAGCAGUUCCUUUGGGGCGUGGGGUGA